This is a messenger RNA of Megalops cyprinoides (Indo-Pacific tarpon), 939 nucleotides long. Its product is annotated as odorant receptor 131-2-like. The record is from RefSeq and is a predicted model, not a curated record. The transcript has a single exon. Gene Ontology annotation, biological process: G protein-coupled receptor signaling pathway. Gene Ontology annotation, cellular component: membrane. The coding region runs from base 1 to 939 and encodes 312 amino acids. Lineage: Eukaryota; Metazoa; Chordata; Actinopteri; Elopiformes; Megalopidae. Gene Ontology annotation, molecular function: G protein-coupled receptor activity.
AUGGUUCAGAACAGCAGCAGUGAGCAGCUGAUUCUCAGGACUGCUGACCACGUGACUGAGAGGCUGAAGAUGGCCACAGUGCAGCUACUGGUGUGGCUCUUCAUCUACAUUGAUGGCCUCAUGCUCACCGCCUUCUUCAGCAAGCAGGCGUUCCGGGGCAACAUGCGUUACGUCCUGUUCGCCCACACCCUGCUGGUGGACUCCAUCUUCCUGCUGCUCUCAGACCUGGCGGUGCUGCUGUCCCACUUCUACGUGCUGCCGCCUGUGGGUCUGUGCAUCCCGCUCUGCAUGGCCAUGGAGAUCGUCACCAACUGCACGCCUUUCACCAUCACCGCCAUGUGCUUGGAGCGCUAUGUGGCCAUCUGUAUGCCACUGAGACAUGCUGAGAUCUCCAGCACUGGCAGGACUAUUGUUGUUAUCAUCAUCAUCUUGGCCUUCAGCUCCCUCUAUCCCUUUAUUGACCUCUUCAUCCUCAUCGCUACAGCCCCGGUGGGUUACUUUUCAGAGCCGAGCUUCUGCCACUACGAGAUCAUGAUGCUGGUCAAGUGGCAUCGCUUCUUCCGGGCCAUCAGCUGCCAGGUGGACUUCGCAGUGAUUGUGGUCAUCAUUCUGUUCUGUUAUGUGAAAAUCAUGCUGGCGGCCAAGGCUGCAUCUGGAGAUAACAAGGAAUCUGCGUCAAAGGGACGACGCACGCUCCUCUUCCACUCACUGCAGCUUUUCCUCUGCAUGAUUGACAUUCUGUGCCCCUACAUCGAGACUUUCGUGCUGGAGAACAGUCCACAGAACUACCUGACCGUCCAAUUCUUGAAUUACACCAUUUUCACCAUCUUUUCAAGGGCCCUGAGUCCACUCAUCUAUGGUCUCAGGGAUCAAAAGUUUUUCAUUGUGCUGAUAUAUUAUGCCACUUGCAAGAUGAAUCGCAUUUCAGCAGAAACCUAG